This is a messenger RNA of Argentina anserina (silverweed cinquefoil), 677 nucleotides long. Its product is annotated as heavy metal-associated isoprenylated plant protein 2-like. NCBI's taxonomy places the organism in Eukaryota, Viridiplantae, Streptophyta, Magnoliopsida, Rosales, Rosaceae. Gene Ontology annotation, molecular function: metal ion binding. The transcript is spliced from 3 exons. The coding region runs from base 226 to 564 and encodes 112 amino acids. The record is from RefSeq and is a predicted model, not a curated record.
UACAACUUGGUUUGUACUUUCUCUGUUUUUAUCAUAUAAUAUCUAUUGAAAAUUAAUUUUUCGUCUGGAAUUAAAAGAUCUGAGAUCAUAUAUGUACAGUUAUACAUUACCAAACCUAUUAUCUCAGACUGCAGCUGGCCCUGUCUUCUAUAAAGUGCAGUUCGAACGUUCGGUGUUGUAUAUCCAGUUAUCCACCACCAGUUUGCGCAUUUGCAUGCCAAUAACAUGAAGGAUAUUGUGAUAAAAGUCGAUAUAAAUUGCCAAAUUUGCAAGACAGAUGUACUAAAAGCGGUAUCGAAGCUUACAGGAAUAACUAUGGUGCUGGUAGAUGGUGAGAAGGGAACACUAAGAGUUUGGGGGGAUGUUGAUCCAGUUUUGGUGGUGAAACUACUGAGGAAGGCCAGAAAAGUGGCGAAAAUUAUAAGUGUUGGACCGCUAAAGCCUUGGCAACCGAAGGUCACUGAAACUGUAUUCAUUCUCCCUCCAUGUUGUAAUCUAUGUGAGCUCGUUGGACUCGUCAGCUAUGCUCCUUACUUUGAUGGUGGAGCAUGCAACAUCCUUUGAGCAGGAGAUCGAACUUCAAUAAUUCAUAAUAUGCAUGUUAUAUUCAAUAAUUCAAUAUAUGUAUGCUGUAUAAUAUAACCAACCUUCAUAAAAUUAGUGUCAUAUUUGUAGUG